ACACUGAAGAAUAGACAGAUUCAAAAGCUCACAUAGUUACCAGGACAUCUGCUAGGCUCCAGAAGGCAGGCCGGGAGCCAGGACGUUUGGUUCUUUCCCCAGAUUUGGAUUGGAGAGCAGACUAGUUGCUAAAUUUCAAGGGGGUUGUGAUCAGGGCAGAGCAAAGCGACAAGAACUGUUCGUUGGGUUCCAAGACUUUGUGCACAGUGCUCUUUUGUUUGCCUUUUCCCGAGUCGGGGGAGAGAGUCAGAGCAAAGAGGAAGAUGCUUCAGGGGUCAAGGGACUCUUCUGUGACUGGGACAGAGAGGUGAAAAAACUUCAGCACCGCGGACAGAAACAGAGCUGCACCAUGAUGUCCUGUUCUGCACCAGCAAUCUUAAUCGCCUGUGCCACCCUUCUGUACCAAGACAUCUAUGCUCAGGAGUUCCCCAUCCAUACUCCACGGCACCAUUAUGACCAGUAUUGGUACCAGUCUACAGGAAAUCAGAUCCCUGUGAUCAGUGGAGGAACCUGUAAGGUGAUCGCCAUCCGGCGCUGCUGCAACCGCAACCAUAUUGAAGAGCGAUCCCAAACAAUCCAGUGUUCCUGCCUGCCGGGGAAAGUGGCCGGGACGACCCGUGGCAAGCCAUCUUGUGUGGACACCUCCAUCGUGACGGGGAAAUGGUGGUGUGACAUGCAGCCCUGCCUGGCUGAGGAAGAAUGCAAAGCACUGCCGGACAAUUCGGGCUGGAUGUGCUUGCUGGGAAACCGGGUCAAAACCACCAAGAUCCAUCCGAGAUACUGAAGCCCAGAACGCUGGAGGAUCAAAGCUCCCAAUGACCAAGCCGGACAUUUGUUGACGGUCACCACUACGGGGCAAUUAAAUUCCUUGCAUGGCCACCAGGAAGACACAAACAGCAGCUAAAGUGUGCAGAGGAAACUGUGCUGCCAGCUUACUGCCGGAGCGAAGACCGAGAGAAGCGGGGUUGAGAGGGACUGAUGCCAGCUGACUUUGGAGGGGGCUCUGCUCCUGGGGGGCAGCUGUGGAAGGGGAGCAAAAACUUUUUUGCCCCCAGCACAGAACAGGCUUUAAACCUGUUUGCUCAAAGCAACCCCCCCCUCCCCCCCGGCAGCGCCUGGUCUGUCCCCCUUUCUUCUCCCCAACCCACAGUUUUUUCAGACACCUAAUUAAACUCUCCAGGACUGAAACCACA
Messenger RNA from Sphaerodactylus townsendi, 1193 nucleotides. Its product is annotated as chemokine-like protein TAFA-1. The coding region runs from base 350 to 784 and encodes 144 amino acids. The transcript has 5 exons. The record is from RefSeq and is a predicted model, not a curated record. Gene Ontology annotation, molecular function: receptor ligand activity. Lineage: Eukaryota; Metazoa; Chordata; Lepidosauria; Squamata; Sphaerodactylidae. Gene Ontology annotation, biological process: regulation of neuroblast proliferation; neuroblast differentiation.